AAGCAGUUGCGGGGAAAAUCUCCUUCUGACGUGGUCUGCUUCUGUCAGUUUUAUCCUUUUCGCCAUUCCUAUUUCUGGCCUUCUAUAAAUCCCCUCCCACCACAUCUUCUCCUCUUCAUCAAUUCUGAUUCUCUUCAACAACUGCGUUCUUUGCUUCUCCUUUUCCUGUUUCCUUUGUUUCCGGAUGGAAGUUAUGGGGGGCUAACUUGGCAAGUUCUAUGGCAUUGACUGGUAUUUUGGCAAUGCAUAGAGGAAGAGAGAACUCUACAAAGUUGCAGAACAUCACUCAUACUGUCAUAUCUAGUAAACAUAAGUGUGAAUUUUCUGGUAUGGACUUUGAAUCAGACUGGACAAGACACAGAAAGUCCUCCGCAUUUGCUGCCCAAGUGAUCCGUUCUGCAACUUCCUUUAUGCCUUGGUCUUGUAGAAUCCAAAUUAGUGAAGUAUAUCAUGAAUUUCUUUAAUCGAAGUUGGUCAUUGAGAAGUUAUAUUUGAGUGAUACUGUUGAAGAAAAACAGUCAUCAUUGUACAUGAUUUAUUUGGUUGCUUCAUUUGUAUAAUGCCUGGAUUCAUUUCUGGAAAGAAGAGGUUUACCGAACCAAAUAUGUGCAUCAUCAACACUAUUAAACAGAAUUCAGUUAGUCAUUCAAAAAGUGAUCCUGGUUUUACUCCUCAGUUUGAUUAUGAGGCUGACAACUCUCUCCUUCCUGGCUUGCCUGAUGAUGUAGCAAAACUAUGCCUUGCCCUUGUUCCCCGUUCUAGCCAUCCAUCUAUGGCUGGUGUUUGCAAGAAUUGGAGAUCAUUCAUUAAAGGCAAGGAAUUCAUAACUGUGAGGAAACUAGCUGGUGUAGUUGAGGAGUGGCUAUACUUUUUAACUAUGGAUGCUGAAAGUAAGGAGUGCCACUGGGAAGUAUUUGAUUGUGUGGAACAUAAAUUCCGAAUUCUUCCACCAAUGCCUGGUUCAGUGAGGGCUGGUUUUGAAGUGGUUGUUCUGAGCGGAAAGCUUCUUGUCAUAGCUGGUUAUUCAGUUGCCGAUGGGACUGAUUCUGUCUCAUCAGAUGUUUAUCAAUAUGAUUCUUGUCUUAACAGGUGGAGCAAACUGGCAAGUCUGAAUGUAGCUCGAUACGAUUUCGCUUGUGCCACUGUUGAUGGAAUUGUCUAUGUGGUUGGAGGCUAUGGGACAGAAGGUGAUAAUCUGUCGAGUGCUGAGGUUUACGACCCUGAAACUGACAACUGGACUCUAAUUGAAAGCCUCCGCCGCCCUCGGUCGGGCUGUUUUGCAUGUGGAUUUGAUGGGAAGCUGUACGUCAUGGGUGGAAGGUCAAGCUUCACAAUUGGAAAUUCCAAGUUCGUGGACGUGUACAACCCCAAGAGGCAUAGUUGGUGUGAGAUGAAAAAUGGUUGUGUAAUGGUCACUGCUCAUGCUGUGGUAGGCAAGAAACUUUUCUGUAUGGAAUGGAAGAACCAAAGGAAACUAGCCAUGUUCAAUCCAGAGGACAAUUCAUGGAAGAUGGUACCGGUUCCAUUAACUGGUAGCUCAAGCAUCGGAUUUCGAUUUGGCAUACUGGAUGGGAAGCUGUUGCUCUUUUCAUUAAAGAAUGAACCAGAAUACCGUACCUUGCUGUACGAUCCAAAUGCAGCUCCAGGCUCGGAAUGGAAAACUUCAGACAUAAAACCAUCUGGCUUGUGCCUGUGCAGUGUGACCAUCAAGGUGUGACUAUGGAGAGUGAAAGACAGUUUCAUGGUUGGGAAUGCCACACACCUGUCUAUCCAGUUUGACUUAUUUGUUAGCAGAUUCUAAUUCAUUCUCUCAAUUUUUAUUUCCUGACAAUGAAUGAUUUCCCAAUCAUUUAUUCAACACCAUUCUCAUCUUCUUAAUGAUCUAGUGGUGAAUCAACAUUUUGAUGUUUUAUAACAAGCCUGGAAUCCAGAUUUACAUUGCUUGGAACUUGCAAUUGUUGCCUGCUAGCUGAUUGAAUCAUGUCGAACGGUGACUAUGGAGUCGAAGAUGCCUGUCAAACCCGGUGGUCGACUUCUGGUUGGCAGUGGCCUAUGCAAGGGCUUGCAGUUAAAACUUAGAAUCUUUAAAAUGGUUGCCCUUUUAAAGAAUUUGUUUCAGAAGAUUGAUGUUUGGUAUGGAUGUCAAACCCCAGCUGGUGCAGGAAUGAGUUUUUAGAGGCUAAAACAACGUUUGGAUGAUGCAUAAAAGAUUAAGAUUUGUAAAUUGUACAUAAUAUGGUAAAUGGUGAAUUCAUCUACUUUUUUUUUUCCUUCA
Messenger RNA from Momordica charantia (bitter melon), 2275 nucleotides. Its product is annotated as Galactose oxidase/kelch repeat superfamily protein. Gene Ontology annotation, molecular function: protein binding. The record is from RefSeq and is a predicted model, not a curated record. Lineage: Eukaryota; Viridiplantae; Streptophyta; Magnoliopsida; Cucurbitales; Cucurbitaceae.